GAGCUCGAGUCACCACUGCGUGUUGAAACUUGCAGUGAUGGAGGGGGAAAUGCAACCUGCCGACGAGGGUCUCUGCGCCCCAAAGAUGUGCAGUCAGCAGCGGGGUCCAUACAGCAGCCUCAAGACCUUCCCAAACAAGCGGUUGGUGGGGAAGGCGCGGUUCGACAGACCCACAAUGGUCGAUAUCCCGCUGCUGGGAGACGGAGGCGGUCAUCACUACAAUCAUAAUCUCAAUCACCAUCAUCCGUAUCAACAACAGUAUCAGCAACAGCGGCAGCAGCUCCACCAAACCUCCCUCACCAUCAGCAGCAGCAGCCAGUAUCUCGCGACACCGCAGCUGCAGCAGCAACAGCGUUUCCCAUGCGAUAACAGGCCCAGCAGUAGAGCCGCGACAUCUACCUCAGCAACAGUGGGGAGUGUGGCGGCAGCAUCACUUGGCUUCCAGGAGAGGGUCGGCAGCGGCACCGCGGUGCGCCAGGACCCUAAGUAUUCGCCUGGAAAAGCCGCGCUCAACCACGAAUCUCCCGACUGCACUUACGGGAUAAGCUCAGAAAAUCGCCUCAUCUUGGAUGCCUUCGCACAGCAGUGUAGCCGGGUCCUCACUCUUCUCAACAACAACGGCCGGUUUGUGGAGCCUCAAGCUCCUCUGCCCUCCUCCCACAUCAAGCAGGAGGACAGCUGCCUCUCUGGACCUGGGGCGGAGUCAAGGCCAGUCGCGGGUCAGGGGGGUAAUUACCCCACCCUGGGCACGCCACGUCUUGACGAGAGUGCCACCAUCGACCCUGAUGAUGAAGCCCAGCACAGCCACUGGAGCCAACAACAAACAUCCGCCUUCCUGCGCAUUUUCACUGAGUCCCUCCAGAGCUAUCUGCUCACCGGGAACCAGCAGCCCCAUCCCGGCCCGGGCCUCGAGGGAGAGCGAUGCCCACCAGCUGAGCCCGAGUCUGGGGGGUCGCCGGGCCACAACCUGGGGGGCUGGAACUCCCCGGCCCCCUCAGAUUCGUAUGGCCACCCCUCGUCCACCCUGCCGGAGGAGGAAGAGGAGGAGGAGGAGAGCUGCUGCCCUCGCUGUGUGGAGCUGGAGCAGGAGGUGCUGUGUCUGCAGCAGGAGAACGAAGAGCUGCGCAACAAGAUGGACAACAUACCAGCUCCCUGCCAGAAUGUGCUGGACUUCUUCAAGACUGUUCUCCAGCACCAUGACCAGUUUAUACAGCCCAUGGCAGAGGAACAACUAACAGAGAGAUGCAAAAUAAGACACCAGGGUGAACUUUUAGAUCUAAAGAGCGCUCUAUCUCUACAGGAAGAAGAACAGAAAACAUUAUAUGAGGGCAGUAAACAGCUCCUGGGGAACUAUCCCCUCUUCAUCACCAACAAGCAGUGGGAUGAGGCAGUCAACUCGUCCAAGAAAGAUGGCCGGCGGCUGCUACGCUACCUGAUCCGCUUCGUCUUCACUACGGACGAGCUCAAGUACUCGUGCGGCCUGGGCAAGAGGAAACGCUCAGUUCACUCAGGAGAGCCUGGGCCGGAGAGACGGCCCCUCAACCCCGUCAAAGUCACCUGCCUCAGAGAGUUUAUCCGAAUGCACUGUGCCUCUAACCCGGACUGGUGGAUGCCUUCUGAGGAGCAGAUCAACAAGGUGUUCAGCGACGCGGUGGGCCAUGCUCGCCAGGGUCGGGCCGUGGGCACCUUCCUGGGCAGCAGUGGCAGUAGCACUAGCAGUCUUUACAUGGAGGCUUACGACGGGCCCCUGUCACAGGAUGAAGUGUACCUGAAGGGCUCUCACAAUGGCCAGGGGGAUUGAAAGGAGAAGGAAUGAAGCCUUGGUCAGGAUUCAAUCCAAGGUGCGUUAUUGAGAAGCACACUAGACAGCCGACAGUGCGCCUUUUUAAAGGCAAUUUCACAGAGAUCGCAUUCAUGGUGAACGCUGCAAAUGUUGUCUCAAGCGUAAAUUACCUUUAAAGGGCACAUUGUUGGCUGUUUAGGGCGCUGCUCUACAACACGACUUGGAUUUAAUCCUAACCACUGUCUUCUAACAUGUGGCGUCACUCCUACGCGAUGUUAGUCCCUCAACCGAGGUGCUGAUGCUGCUGAUUUGUCACCACAGAUGGUUUGUUUACAUAGCAGGUUAGGAUAAUUAGCGUGGCAGGUUAGGAUAAUUAGCGUGGCAGGUUAGGAUAAUUAGCGUGGCAGGUUAGGAUAAUUAGCGUGGCAGGUUAGGAUAAUUAGCGUGGCAGGUUAGGAUAAUUAGCGUGGCAGGUUAGGAUAAUUAGCGUGGCAGGUUAGGAUAAUUAGCGUGGCAGGUUAGGAUAAUUAGCGUGGCAGGUUAGGAUAAUUAGCGUGGCAGGUUAGGAUAAUUAGCGUGGCAGGUUAGGAUAAUUAGCGUGGCAGGUUAGGCUAAUUAGCGUGGCAGGUUAGGCUAAUUAGCGUGGCAGGUUAGGAUAAUUAGCGUGGCAGGUUAGGAUAAUUAGCGUGGCAGGUUAGGAUAAUUAGCGUGGCAGGUUAGGAUAAUUAGCGUGGCAGGUUAGGAUAAUUAGCGUGGCAGGUUAGGAUAAUUAGCGUGGCAGGUUAGGAUAAUUCGUGUGGCAGGUUAGGCUAAUUAGUGUGGCAGGUUAGGAUAAUUAGUGUGGCAGGUUAGGAUAAUUAGUGUGGCAGGUUAGGAAAAGGGUUAGAGUUAGUCUUAGCUACAAUGCUAGUUGUAAACAACUGUUGUCCCCGACACGCCCACUAGAUGGCGAUGUAGGCCUACUCCAUCAAGCCACAACAGUAGAAUCCUAAACAGACCAUCUGUGGUGACAAGUCAUCAGUAUCAUAACACUGGUUCAGACGAAACUAACGCUAUCUGACGUAAGAUAAUGAGGAUGAGAAUGUUAGAACUGUAAGCCGAUCCAACUGGUACUAACCUGCUCUUCUUCCGUAAUGCUACAGAGCAGGGCAGGAAAAUAACAUUCAAACAACAUUCAAGAGGAAAUAGUCUCCCCAUUGAACAUUCUAAAA
Molecule: messenger RNA, 2994 nt
Organism: Oncorhynchus masou masou (cherry salmon)
Lineage: Eukaryota; Metazoa; Chordata; Actinopteri; Salmoniformes; Salmonidae
Product: BEN domain-containing protein 4-like
Exons: 6
Coding region: 38-1801 (587 amino acids)
Molecular function (GO): DNA binding
Source: RefSeq, a predicted model, not a curated record